CUUGCGGUGCCGAUGAGUGUUGGCCUGUAGCGGUAUGAUCCGGUGGGUGUGUCGUGCAGCGAAGUGAUCCGCGCAAGAAGAGGCUCAACAUCGCGUCGAACGCACAGAACGCCUUACGUCCAGCCUAAGCUUCCGGCGGGUGAUUAGUCAGAAGUGGGGUCCAGCAGCGGUCCUACGGGCCGUGAGAGGUACGUCACAGCCCUGCCAGUCCUUAGAUUCUAGAAGCGGACCUAGAUCGGCAAGCACGCGACGGUGUUCACAAACCUUUCCUCCCGAACCUUCACUACCCAAUCACUUCAGACACAAUGGCUCCUCUCACUCGCACUACCGUACGAACCUCAGGCACGUCAGGCACGGCACCUACAUCAGGCUCCCACACCAUUCUGCAGACGGAACCGGAAUCGUCUGCGCCCUCAGCGACGUUACGGCUACGAGGCGAGCCGCAACAAUCGCAGCACGUACGAUGGGCGGAGGAGGUCGUGGACAAUGAGGGGAUGGGAAAGAAGAGUUCGAAAGUGUGUUGCAUCUACCACAAGCCGCACGAGCCUGGCGCCAGCGACAGCGACGACGACUCAAGUAGCGAUGAAAGCGACGGUGAACCAGAUCUGAGUCGGGCACAGAAGGCGGGUGGUAAGAAGCCAGCUCGGAGUCAUAACCACGGAAACAGUGCAGAAGGACGAGGUAGUGGGAAGAAACCAAGUCCGAAUGCGUAUGAGAGACAGCCGAAGCACACAACGAAGCGAUCUGGUUGAAGUCAGUGGGACGCAGUCCGCACCACUCCCUUACCAACAAGAUGAGUUUCACACGCGUAACUCAAUCAAGACCAUGAGGUAGUCUCUGAGGUUUCCAAGACAACAAGGAGACGAAGAUAUGAAGGGUCAAGCGGUGAGAUUCAAGAGCUGCCUACUGCCCAGCAACGCAGGUAGUGUACGACGUUGGCUGUUGCCCUUCAUCAGAAGGUUUCAGGCAUUCCGCCGCUAAGAGGAGGAUAAGGGUAACCAAGUGUAUCUCCGUACGCUGCGGCCGCCUUUUUGUACGCCAAACCACAGAUUGGAAGCCGAGAGUAACCGGACUUGGUCGGGAUCCGCGUCAGGUUGGAGCCAUCGUUGG
Molecule: messenger RNA, 1110 nt
Organism: Baudoinia panamericana UAMH 10762
Lineage: Eukaryota; Fungi; Ascomycota; Dothideomycetes; Mycosphaerellales; Teratosphaeriaceae
Exons: 1
Coding region: 306-752 (148 amino acids)
Cellular component (GO): nucleus
Molecular function (GO): protein phosphatase 1 binding; protein serine/threonine phosphatase inhibitor activity
Source: RefSeq, a predicted model, not a curated record